This is a messenger RNA of Penicillium soppii, 879 nucleotides long. Its product is annotated as eukaryotic translation initiation factor eIF-2-beta/eIF-5 family protein. Bases 1 to 879 code for a protein of 292 amino acids. The record is from RefSeq and is a predicted model, not a curated record. Gene Ontology annotation, biological process: formation of cytoplasmic translation initiation complex; translational initiation; formation of translation preinitiation complex. Gene Ontology annotation, molecular function: translation initiation factor activity; translation initiation factor binding; mRNA binding. Lineage: Eukaryota; Fungi; Ascomycota; Eurotiomycetes; Eurotiales; Aspergillaceae. Gene Ontology annotation, cellular component: eukaryotic translation initiation factor 2 complex. The transcript is spliced from 5 exons.
AUGGCCGACACACUCGAGACCAAACAACGCAAGUCCGUUGCUUUUGACGAAGGUUCAGUCAUCAUGGACACCAACGGCCAAGUCACAGAGACUCCCGCGGCUGAGAAGCCCAACGACCCGGAAGUCGACGAGGUUACCGAUAUGUUCAAGGGUCUCUCAAAGAAGAAGACCUCCAAGAAGUCCAAGAGCACCGAAGAUGGCAAGACCGAAGACGCCCCCGCCGCCGACGGCGAAUUUGACCCUUCCCUCCUAAAAAAGAAGAAGAAGAAGAAGACCAAGACCCCCAAGGACUUCGAGGCUGAGCUCGCCGAAGCUGGUGUCGAUAACGAAACCGCCGAGGCCGAAGAGGUCGCUGAGGGUGACCCCGAGGCUGGAACUGGUAUCUGGCAACACGAUUCCACCCAAGCGAUCCCCUACGCCCUUCUCGUAUCCCGCUUCUUCUCUGUUCUCCAGAAGCAACACCCCGACAUGCAACUCGGCAAGUCCUACAAAAUGAUUCCCCCCAACGUCUCGCGCCAAGGCGCCCGAAAGUCUGCCUGGACAAACUUCAGCGCAAUUUGUGAACGUAUGAAUCGUUCACGCGAACACGUUAUGCAGUUCACCCUCGCCGAACUCGGUGCCCAAAGCGGUAGUAUAGACAAGGAAGACCACCUGGUCAUCAGAGGCCGUUUCAUGCAGGGAGGUAUCGAAAAGGUUCUCAGACAGUACAUUGUCGGAUAUGUUCAGUGCAAGACCUGCCGCAGCGCGGACACCGAUCUCACCAAGGGAGAAAACCGUCUGUCCUUCCUUACUUGCCAUGCCUGUGGCUCUCGUCGCUCCGUCGCUCCUAUCAAAGUCGGUUUCCAGUCCCAGAUCGGCCGCAGAAAGCGUGUUGGUUAA